UCCAUUUCGCUAAAAGUCUCUCUUCAAAGCUCAGCUUCUCAAUGUGGAAGCGAGCCAUUCGGUCUCUCCUCUUUCUUUAACAAUGUCGCGUGCCACGUCCGGAGGUGCCGGCUGCGGUCGUUUCCGCAUUGCUCUCGGUCUGCCCGUUGGCGCCGUCGUCAACUGCGCCGACAACACUGGUGCCAAGAACCUCUACUUCAUCUCCGUUACCAUGGUCAAGGGCCGCCUUAACAAGCUCCCCUCGGCUGGUGUCGGCGACAUGGUUAUGGCUACCGUCAAGAAGGGCAAGCCGGAACUCCGCAAGAAGGUCAUGCCCGCUGUCGUCGUCCGUCAGCGCAAGGCUUUCCGUCGUCGGGAGGGUCUCUUCGUCUAUUUCGAAGACAACGCCGGCGUCAUCGUCAACAACAAGGGUGAAAUGAAGGGCUCUGCCAUCACCGGCCCCGUCGCCAAGGAGUGCGCUGACAUCUGGCCCCGUAUCGCCUCCAGCUCACCCAGCAUCCAGUAAUGCGUUGACUGCCAAGCUCUCAUUGCCCUGCUCAUCACUAGUGGUGAUGGGGUUGUGGGAGGGAACGCACCAUACACAGUUACACCGUCCCGCCUUCCUCAGUUGUUGAAUGAUGUUUUGCUCUUGUUGUUCAAUGAAACUGUUUUUCUUCUUGUCUUGAUCACGAACCACUUGCUAUGUCA
This is a messenger RNA of Capsaspora owczarzaki ATCC 30864, 687 nucleotides long. Its product is annotated as 60S ribosomal protein L23. Gene Ontology annotation, molecular function: structural constituent of ribosome; large ribosomal subunit rRNA binding. NCBI's taxonomy places the organism in Eukaryota, Filasterea, Ministeriida, Capsasporidae. The record is from RefSeq and is a predicted model, not a curated record. Gene Ontology annotation, cellular component: cytosolic large ribosomal subunit; ribosome. Gene Ontology annotation, biological process: translation. The coding region runs from base 83 to 505 and encodes 140 amino acids. The transcript has 4 exons.